This is a messenger RNA of Triticum dicoccoides, 1509 nucleotides long. Its product is annotated as mitochondrial phosphate carrier protein 1, mitochondrial-like. Gene Ontology annotation, biological process: mitochondrial phosphate ion transmembrane transport. Bases 132 to 998 code for a protein of 288 amino acids. The transcript is spliced from 6 exons. Gene Ontology annotation, molecular function: phosphate transmembrane transporter activity. Gene Ontology annotation, cellular component: mitochondrial inner membrane. The record is from RefSeq and is a predicted model, not a curated record. NCBI's taxonomy places the organism in Eukaryota, Viridiplantae, Streptophyta, Magnoliopsida, Poales, Poaceae.
CUGGCCACGUGGCCCGCUCCCGGUCCAGUCUCCACGAACACCGGAACCGAGCGAAUCCUCCUCUUCCUUCUCCUCUUUCUCCCCCCUCGCGCGCCGGGAUUCUCCUCCCUCCCACCCACGGCGCCGCAAAAAUGGCCUCGCGCGGAGGAGCCGGCGGCGAGGCGGCGGGGGCGGAGGCGGCGAGGAGGGGCGUAGGCGUCGGCGUUGGGGGAGGGAGAGGGAUGCGGCUGUUCUCGCCGGAGUACUACGCCCUGUGCUUCGGCGGCGGGAUGCUGGCGGCCGGCGCAACCCACCUCGCCAUCACCCCGCUCGACGUCCUCAAGGUCAACAUGCAGGUGAAUCCAGUUAAGUAUAACACUAUAUGUUCAGGACUGAGUUCUCUUGUAAGAGAAGAGGGUGCUUCGUCGCUUUGGAGAGGCUGGGGAGGGAAGCUAUUCGGCUACGGCGCGCAGGGUGGCUGCAAGUUUGGCCUCUACGAGUUUUUCAAGAAGCAGUAUUCUGAUGCGCUGGUGGACAGCAACAGGAGCACAGUUUACUUUCUUAGCAGCGCCUCUGCUCAGAUCAUAGCUGAUGUUGCCCUCUGCCCCUUUGAAUCGGUGAAAGUCCGUGUGCAGACACAGCCCAUGUUUGCAAAAGGUUUGGUCGAUGGCUUUCCAAGGGUGUAUGCCGCUGAAGGCUUGUCUGGAUUUUACAGGGGGCUUUUACCGCUUUGGGGACGAAAUCUUCCAUUUUCUAUGAUAAUGUUUUCGUCAUUUGAGCAUACCGUGGGCUUCCUAUACCAGAAAGUCAUUCAAAAGAAGAAACAGGAUUGUUCAACAGCACAGCAGCUUGGCGCUACAUGCCUGGCUGGAUAUAUUUCUGGUGCUGUUGGUACUGUUGUUUCAAAUCCUGCAGAUAACAUCGUUUCUUCUCUGUACAACAAAAAGGCUAAAAACAUUAUACAUGCUAUAAAAAGCAUUGGACUGCGUGGGCUGUUCACAAGAAGCCUGCCCAUUUGAAUUACCCUUGUAGGGCCUGUCGUGACCAUGCAAUGGUUCUUCUACGAUACCAUUAAGAUAUUUACUGGAUUGCCACCCAGUGGAGGGCUUCCUCGUGAUCUGGAAAAAGUUGACAGAUAAUGUGACCUGUUCUACAGAAGUCUAUCGAUACAUUUUUUGGUUUCUCAGAGGCACUCGGAAGUAUUUUACCCACAGUUCUGAGUUCUUGAUGAUCAUGACGAGUUUGAGUGAUUUGUAGUUGUAGGGAACAGUAGCUAACUGAACCAUAUGAAGGAUUUGUAUGUUCUAGAUGCAUCUUAGACAACCAUAAGUCCAUGAACUUCAGCACCCCUUUGGCACCUAUGUUACAGCCUGGUGUGUUUUCAGGAUGCUUUGUAGUAUUCCCAUGUCGAAGUUUGUUGUGUGAGAAAAUGUCAUUUUGCCGUGCAUGCAAACGAUCGGCUAUAGAUCCAUUGUAAAUAAUGUUGCAGAGGAUGAAAACUGGAAUCAUAAUAUUAUGUGUGAUGUUACU